This is a messenger RNA of Chara braunii, 2250 nucleotides long. Lineage: Eukaryota; Viridiplantae; Streptophyta; Charophyceae; Charales; Characeae. The record is from the annotation of a GenBank genome assembly.
CCAGAUCCUCCUUCUAUCUCCAUGGCUCCCAUCUCUACUUCCGUCCCUCCAUCAUCCGUCGAGUCCACUCCGCUGUCGCGCGCUGACGAUGACGCUCAGGAACUCGCACGAUAUACGGUUGACCUGGACCCCACAGUUUGUGACCUCAUCUGAGAGUACCACGACGUUUUCCCAUCGCCGUUCUCUUACGCCGGCAUCCCAUCGAUGCGUGACGACAAGCACUUCAUUCAGCUUGUGCCUGACUAUCGUGUUCACCACCAGGCACCCUACAGACUCUCGAUCCCCGAGGCCACCGAACUCAAGCGUCAGCUUGAGGAGCUCCUGGGACUGGGUUUCAUUAAACACAGGAACUCCGCGUGGGGUGCACCCGUCCUCUUUGCUCGCAAAGCGGAUGGAACUCUUCGUCUCUGCAUCGACUACCACGGUUAAGAACAACUACCCCAUGCCUCGUUCCGAUGAGCUGUCCGACCGCCUAGCAGGCAACCACUUCUUUACGAAGAUUGAUCUUCGUAGCGGUUACCAUCAGAUCCGCGUCGCUGCAACCGACCACCCGAAGACCGCGUUCCGAUCACGAUUUGGCCACUACGAGUUCACGGUGAUGCCAUUCGGCCUCACCAACGCACYCGCUACCUUCCAGAGGGCGAUGAACGACAUCUUCAGGGACAUCCUGGAGCAGUACGUUCUCGUCUACCUCGACGAUAUCCUGGUCUAUAGUCGUACCCUUGAGGAGCACCUCAGACACCUCCGCGACGUCCUUGAUCGCUUGCGCAGACAUGGCUUCUACGCCAAGCUGAGCAAGUGCUGCUUUGCCCAGCACAAAGUGGAUUUGUUAGGACACUACCUACAUGUCCACGCAGUAGCAGAGUUCCAUGACCAGGCAGCCGCCGGUCAUAUGGGCUUCCACAAGGCGUUGGCUCGUGUGAGCCGCCUGUACGUCUGGCCGAAGCGCAAGGACUUUGUAAAGGACUACGUCGCCGAGUGUCCCACCUGUCAGGAGGUAAACAGUGCGAACCACUUGCCUUAUGGUUUGCUCCAGCCUCUUCCUAUCCCUGAGGGUCGUUGGUCGUCCAUCUCGAUGGACUUUAUCGGCCCCCUUCGUCCUCCAUCCCCUCGCGGUCAUGAUGCUAUCUUGGUCGUCGUCGACCGCUUCACGAAGCGUGCACGCUUUAUUCCGUGCCGCUAUGCCAUCAGUGCACGUGAGGUCGCCGACAUCGUGUUUGACCGAGUCGUGCGUGACCGCGGCUUACCUCUGAGCAUCAUAUCUGACUGUGACCCGCGCUUUACCAGCCGAUUCUGGCGACGGCUCCACGAGGUGUACGGCACUCAGCUCCGCUUCUCCUCGUCUUACCAUCCUCAGACUGAUGGUCAGACCGAGAUCACGAACAGGACUCUCAGAGAUAUUCUCCGAAACAUUGUUCGUGACGACCAACAAUGGGAUCUCCAUCUUGCCCACGCGGAGAUAGCCUACAACCAUGCCAUCUCGCCAGCCACGGGGAUGUCGCCUUACUAUUGCGACCUCGACUAUCACCCUUGUGUUCCCGCGGACUUCCUUCGACCGUCCCAGCUGCACCCCGAUACGAGUUGUCCCGCGGUAGAUGAUUGUGUUGCACACAUGACGUCGAUCAUGAAGACCGCACAUGAGCACAUAGCCGCUUCCCAGACUCGCAUGGCAGCACGUGCGAACCGAUCGAGAAUGGAUCAUCCAUUCAAAGUCGGUGAUUAUAUGCUUAUCGACGCCCGCCACUUACAGCUCGAAGUGGACAUGCUUCGCAAGUUUCGGCGUCGCUUCUUUGGCCCAUGCUGCAUCCUCCAGGCCGUCGGUUCUGAUACGGCUUCUAACCCGGUCAGCUUCCGUGUGAAGCUGCCCAACUAUCUACGACAGACUCGUGUGCACGAUGUCUACCACGUCUCGUUACUGCGUCCUUACCGCAGACCGUCUGAGCGUUUCGUUUGACGACCAUACGAGCGCCCUCCACCCAUCAUGGUGGAUGACCACGAGGAAUUUCUCGUUCCAGACAUCAUUGGCCGCCGAGUCACCGACGACAACCCUCCCCACGUCGAGUAUCUCGUACGUUGGAAGGGUUACCCUGAUGAGGAGGCUACCUGGGAGCCCCUCGAGCACUUGCAGCACGCUCGCAUGUUGGUGCGUGCCUAUGACCGUGUUUGUCGUGCUGGGUUCACUGCCCCUCCUCAGCCCACUGACCCUCCUCCUUCCCCCCCGACUGAGGAGACCGCUAAAGUCGAGCGUGC